Molecule: messenger RNA, 880 nt
Organism: Batrachochytrium dendrobatidis JAM81
Lineage: Eukaryota; Fungi; Chytridiomycota; Chytridiomycetes; Rhizophydiales
Product: mitochondrial 37S ribosomal protein RSM7
Exons: 1
Coding region: 79-681 (200 amino acids)
Biological process (GO): ribosomal small subunit assembly; translation
Cellular component (GO): mitochondrial small ribosomal subunit; ribosome
Molecular function (GO): rRNA binding; structural constituent of ribosome; mRNA binding
Source: RefSeq, a predicted model, not a curated record
AGAUCAUCCACUCUGCUGUUGUCAACAAGGCAUUCAUUCACAUCUACUACCAAAAUCAGACUUUUACCAUGCAGAUAUAUGUCGGAAUUAUCCACCGGAAGCAGCACUCCUCAGCUUUCUCAGCGCUUCCAACUAAACAAAUCACCAUCUGCAGCCUUGGCUCACAAUCCUUCCAAUGGAUCAAUUCAAAACCAACUUUCUGCUGAAGACUUGGACGGUGAAGUCAAACUAUCAGAAGUUAAUGUGAAAAAAGAACACCCAGUCAUUGAGCAGUUUGUUAACAACAUUAUGAAAAGUGGCAACAAAGCUGUUGCUCGCCGUAUCAUGAGUGAUGCCAUGUUGUAUAUCCAGACCCAGACCCGCCAAGAUCCUCGUUCCGUCAUUGAUGCUGCUGUUCAAAAAGCUUCACCCUUUGUUAAAGUCGUUUCGUUUAAACGCAGGGGGAAAAACGUGCCUACUCCGUUUCCUCUUACCGAUCGUCAGCGAAACCGUACUGGAAUCUUGUGGAUCCGUGAUGCUGCUCUCAACGGAAGAAGCUCACAAGCAGCUGGUGUGCGUAUUGGCAAGGAACUGUUGGCUAUUUUGGAAAACAAAGGUGCUGUUUUGCAAAAAAGAGAGCAAGUUCAUAAGCUUGCAUUGGCCAAUCGCAGUAAUGUUAUCAUGACUGACCGCAAAUUAUAAUUUUGGAACAAUCAAGAUUUGGCAUACAACUCUUGUAUAAACUACUUUGUGAAGUUGUACACGACAAGCCGCAUACUGUGAUUUGGCUUGAAAGGUGAUCUAGACAUGCAGAUCUAACCCUCGAAUGAUUUAUCAUUUGUAAGAGUCGAGUUUACCAAAUGAUCCAUCAACAGAGUUACACCAAUAAACACCAUCAUAC